This is a messenger RNA of Saccostrea cuccullata (small rock oyster), 4980 nucleotides long. RefSeq lists its product as uncharacterized. Bases 1 to 4980 code for a protein of 1659 amino acids. Lineage: Eukaryota; Metazoa; Mollusca; Bivalvia; Ostreida; Ostreidae. The transcript has 4 exons. Gene Ontology annotation, molecular function: DNA helicase activity. Gene Ontology annotation, biological process: telomere maintenance; DNA repair. The record is from RefSeq and is a predicted model, not a curated record.
AUGAAUACCGCUGGAAGACAGUUAAAGCGACAAGAUGCUGAAAUUAAAGAAAAAGAAAAGAAAAUGAAUACCACUGGUAGAAAGUUAAAGCGACAAGAUGCUGAAAUUAAAGAAAAAGAAAUGCAGAUGGAUAAGCUUGCAAGAAAGUUAAAGCGACAAGAUGCUGAAAUUAAAGAGAAAGAAAGGGAAAUGGAUAAGUUUGCAAGAAAGUCCAAGAGACAAGAUGCUGAAAUUAAAGAGAAAGAAAGGGAAAUGAAUACUGCUGGUAGAAAGUUAAAACGUCAGAAUGUUAAAGUGCAAGAAAAAGAAAAAGAGGGCAGUAGAAUUUCAAAAAGAAAAUGCAGAGAAAACCCAAUUGUUCUUGAAAGGGAAAGGUUAAAAAAGCAAGCUAAACGAAGCAACAUUUCAUUUAGAGAAAAUGAGAGAUUGCUAAAUAGAGAACAGAAACAGAGGCAAAGAGCAGAUAAAGAAUAUUGUGAAAAAGUAAAUGAACAACAUAGACGGAAAAGAUUUGGAAUAGAUAUAGAGGAUUGCAUCCAAAAUUUUCAUGAACAGAUAAAACGUGGUCCAAUUUUUGUAUGCACAUGUUGUCAGCAAACAUGGUUCAAAGAAAGUGUUUCUAAAGUGAAAAACAUCAAACUAGAUGACGAAUGUAAAAGCAAGUUUCUUACAAGCACUGUGUCUGUUGAAAAUGUGGAAUGGAUUUCAAGUGAAAUGGUUCAGGAACUAGUGAGAACACAGACAAGAAGCAACCAAAAUACUGAUGAUGAUGAGACGGUUGAUGAUGAUGAUGAUGAAUUCUGUGAAGUAGAUGGAGUUGGUAGAGAUGGUAAUUGCGAUACUCUGUUAGAUGAUGCUUCAAGAGACAUGAAUCAGAUUUACACAUUUGCUCCAGGUGAAGGACAACGCCCACUUAGUUUAUAUCAAGAUCAGACAGCUGAGUAUUUAUCAUUUCCAACAAUUUUUUGUGGAAAGGGAAGAUUACAAGAUGACAAAAGACAAGUACAUGUGUCCUAUGCAGAUAUUGCUAAAUGGGAAUUAAGAAGUGUUGAUAGACGUGCUGCCCAGUCUGUUCCAAAUUUGUUUUUCAAGUUGAAAAAAAUACAAAUGAAGCAAGUUACAGACAAAUGCAACCUGGCUCUUAGGAAAUGCAAAACUAAAGGAAGAUCCAUAACAGCAAAUGAAAUGAAAAAUCCUCAAAAUGUGAAUAAUCUUGUUAGACAUGAUGAAGGUUUCUUUGUGUUCAGGCAGUUACGAAAUUCACCUGCAUAUCUUGAGACUAGAAAAAAGGAUGUGUUUGCUAUGAUCAGACAGCUAGGUCUACCGACAUGGUUUAUGUCAUUGUCUGCUGCAGAUACAAGAUGGAAUGAUCUCAUCAGAGCACUUGGAGUGUUAAAUGAUGGAAAAGAAUACACUGAUGAAGAAAUCAAUAACAUGACUUGGUUUGAAAAAUCAAAAUUAGUACAAAAGGAUCCCAUCACUUGCUCUAGGUACUUUGAUCAUAGAUUCCGUUUGUUUAUGAAUUCAGUGUUGAGAAGUGAUCAUCAUCCAAUUGGUGUUGUAAAAGACUUCUUCUACAGAACUGAAUUUCAACAAAGAGGAUCACCACACAUUCAUAUGAUUGUUUGGAUAGAAAAUGCACCAAAAUAUCAUGAAAAUAAUGAACAGGAGAUUGUAAAUUAUGUAGAUAAUUACCUGAAAUGUGAAAAGAAUGAAGAGGAUGGUUUGUCUGACUUACAAGUGCACAAACAUUCACAGACAUGCAAAAAGAGAGGCAAAGCUGUAUGUCGAUUUGGUUUUCCCCUCCCUCCUCUUGAAGAGACUUUGAUUUUGGAGCCACUAGAGUGUGAUGUUGAUAAGUACAAGAAGAUGUAUGAUGACAUUCAGAAACAGCUGAAUGAUAUGAAAAAUGGAUGUGAUUUGCCCUACAAGGAACUCCUGAGUACAGUACUUAAGAUAUCUGAGGAAGAUUACAUAAAAUACAUUAGAAGUUCACUGAGAGGUCCAAAGGUUUUUCUAAAAAGAAGUCCAUGUGAUAUGAGGGUAAACUCGUACAACAGUGUUGUUCUUAAUGCUUGGAAAGCUAACAUAGACAUUCAAUAUAUUUUGGACCCAUAUGCCUGUGCAAUGUAUAUUGUUUCCUAUAUAAGUAAAUCACAAAGAGGGAUGAGCGAUUUACUUAACAGAGCUGCAAAAGAAGCUAGAGAAGGAAAUCUUGACAUAAAAAGACAGGUACGUCACAUUGGGAAUCAUUUUCUCAACAGUGUAGAAGUUGGAGCUCAAGAAGCAGCAUAUUUAGUGUUACAAAUGCCAAUGACAAAAGCUUCAAGAGAUGUUGUUUUUAUAAACACAAGUCCAUCAGAUGACAGAGUAAUUCUGAUCAAAACAGAUGCUGAAUUAGAAAAGUUGACACCAAAUUCUACAGAUGUGGAAUGUAGCAAUGUUAUUAAACGGUAUGCAAAACGCCCAAAGCAGCUUGAAAACUGGUGCUUAGCUGAUUACGUAUCACAGCUAGAUGUUGUCUUCCCUAAAGAUAAUGAAAAAGAGUUCACUGAAAAUGAAGUGAAUGAUGAUGAUCAGGACAAUCAGUCAGAUGAUGAAGACAAUUCAGAUGAUGACUUUAGUGAAAGUGAUACACUUUUGACUUUGAGAAACGGCAUGAAAAUUAAACGACGGAAAGUACCAAGGAGAAAUGAAUCCACUGAUCUAAUAUCAGGAAUGGACACAUUUGAGAAGUCAUUUCAUCAGAAGAAGUCAUUUCUUACACACAAGGUCAAGGAAUAUGAAUUCAAUGCUGAACAGCUUGAUGCAGCUUUGCAAAUGGCAAAUGAAGACUUUUCAGAAGCUUUUGAUGAGUUGGCACCAGAUGUUCAGCAAAGAGAGGCAGAAGAUGAAAAUGAAGGAUCUUUUGAAUCUGAAAACUUUGUUCAGUUUAAUCCUGAGAGGCCUAUUGAACAGAGACAGUAUGAUAUAGGAUCUGACCUUGGCAUUCCAUCAACAAGACAAAUAACUGAAGAAAGUUCAGUUAGAUUACCAGAUAAUGAAUACUUGAAUCUUUUAGGAAGUCUAAAUGUAAAGCAGCGGGAAUUUUUCAAUCAUGUGUUGCAAUGGGUAAAGACAAAGACAGAACCUAUUUAUUCAUUUUUGUCUGGAGGUGCUGGUGUUGGCAAAUCUGUUUUGAUAAGGGCACUUUAUCAAGCUCUGCACAGAUACCUAUGUUCCACAGAGGGUGAAAAUCCAGAUGACAUAAGAAUACUUCUUUGUGCUUAUACUGGCAAGGCGGCAUACAACAUUGGAGGAGCAACUAUAGCAUCUGCUUUCCAUCAAAAAAUUAAUCAAAGUCAACAAAGUUUGCACUCUGACGAAUUGAACACUUUUCGUACAAAGUACCAAAACCUGAAAGUAAUCAUUAUUGAUGAGAUAUCAAUGGUUGGAAAUAGAUCAUUAGCACUCAUUGACAGUCGUCUACAACUUCUCACAGGCAUCAAGAAACCAUUUGGUGGUAUAAGUAUCAUUGCUGUUGGUGAUUUUUUCCAACUUAAGCCUGUGAUGGACCGUUGGAUCUUUCAGGAUUUAAAUCAUGAUGCCCAAGUUCUUGCAAGCAAUCUUUGGAAGGAGCAUUUUUCUUUUUUUGAGUUGGACGAAAUCAUGCGCCAAAAAGAUGAUAUUGAGUUCGCUCAACUUCUGAAUCGCCUUCGUUACAACGCAAUGACAGCAGAAGAUAUGAAUGUGAUACACAGAUGCAUGAUAACAGAAACAAGUGACAAUUAUCCAUAUCAUGCUCCUCAUCUCUUUACACAGAAUUCUAAAGUAGAUGCAUACAACAAUCAGUUGAUUGAAAAUCUUGGAGGAGAAAAGGUCACAGUGAAUUCAGUUGAUUCUGUUAUUAAAGAUUAUUCAAAAGAAGUUAAGGAAAAACUGCUAAGAUCUCUUCUUAAAGCAGAUGAUGUAAGCAAAACUGCCAAUUUGAUGCAAAAUUUGAUUCUUGCUGUUGGGAUGAUAUAUGAUAUCUCAGUCAAUGUUGAUGUAUCUGAUGGUUUGACAAAUGGUUCAUCAUGUAAAUUGCAAUUAAUUGAAAGGAGAAUGGAAGGUAUAUCAAGGCCAAGCAUAGUUUGGAUGGAAUUUUUUGACUCUGGAAUUGGAAAAACUACUCGAAGAAAAUACAGACAUUUAUUUCAUGAUGGAAUUUCUGAGAACUGGACACCAAUGUUUGAAGUUCAACGGUCUUUUCUUUUGAAUUACAAUACUUUUCAGAGAAUCCAAUUUCCAUUACGGCCAGCUGCAGGAAAAACAAUUCAUAAAGCCCAAGGUUGCACAGUUGAUGAAAUUGUAAUUGAUAUGUCUCAAACAAAAGUGAGGAAAAUUCCCCACAUCCACUAUGUAGCACUUAGUCGGGUAAGGUCAGUAGAUCAUCUGCAUAUUCUAAACUUCAAUGAGCAGGCAUUAUCUAUGGAUGAACAAGUCGUAGAUGAAAUGGAGAGAAUGAAAAAAGAGGUGCCACUCCAACUUUGUUAUGUCCCAAUAUACCAGGUUGAUUUGCAUCGUUUAAAGAUUGCUUUUAACAAUUGUAGAUCUCUUCACAAACACUUUCCACAAAUUCAAAAUGAGCCAAACAUUCUUGCUUCAGAUGUAGUUGGAUUCUCAGAGACAAGAUUAACUAGUGCAGAUGUGGAAAAUUAUCAACUUCAGGGAUACACAGCAAUAUUUAACCAUGAGACUUUAGAUAAUUCUGAUAGUCGUCCACAUCAUGGAACAGCACUGUAUGUGAAAGACAUUUACAAGACAACUUGCAUCUCAAAGUUUCCAUUAAAUAUGAUGGGGCUCCUAAAUAAAAAGGCAGCAGAGGGAGAAGCAAAACAGUGCCCCCUCCCUCACCCCAUUUAUUCCAGUCAUACCCCACAAAGUUUGGGGUUUACACUGGAAUCACCAUGUCCAUCUGCUUGUCUGGGUGUACACUGGUAUCAUCAUGUCUGCCUGUGA